AUGGAGCUGGUAGAUCACGUGAGAAUGCUGAAUAAACACUUGCACGACACUGACAGCAAAACUGGUCUGGAGAUUGUGGACCCCGGACAAGUGAUCUACAGAGAAACCAGGACUAAUGGUGUGGUGGACAAAGGAGUGAUUCUGGAAUGUGGCCCGACCCUCCCCGACAUCUACAUCUGGAGCUUCACCAAACCAGGAACCGAAACGAUCCGAGCCGUGGUGUAUAAUUUUGGAAAGGGUCCGAAGCUGCAGCAGCUGGCGAAAGAUCUGGGUGACCUGAACGUCAUCAGUAACAGCGCAUCUCUGUCCAUAGAGAAGCUUCCACUAGCUGCAGAGGGUUUGUACACCUGCCAGGCCUUGUACGACUCUGCUGAUGGAGCCAAACUUUACUACUAUUAUGUGCAUCUCCGGGUUCUGGUUCCUGUAUCCAAACCCUUCAUCCUGUUAAGCGAUACUUCACCAGUAGAGGGCGCGUCUGUGUGGAUGCGCUGUGGCCUGGAGAACGGCACCGGCCCCAUUCAGUACGUCUGGGAGCAGGAGAGUCGGAGUGGGGUGGUCACCACGGUGGCUGAAAGCGACACCAGUCUCAUCAAUAUCACUUGGGUUAGCCGGAACCACACGGGCUGGUUCAGGUGCCUGGCUAAAAAUGAGGUGAACCAGCAGAGCGGUGACCGGAUCUGGCUGGACGUCAUAUAUGGUCCGGACCUGCCCCAGAUUGACGUGACUCCCUACUCGGUGACAGAUCGGGGUUACUCAGCUUUGGAACGAGAAACUGUUUCCCUUCUGUGCCAGGCCUCGUCCAACCCUCCCAGUCAGUAUGUCUGGUUCUACAACAACUCCCAGAUGUACACCGGACCUCAGCUCACAAUCACCAAGAUCCUGAGAAUGCACACCGGCAACUACGCAUGUCUGGCCCAGAACACUUACCUCAACACUCGGUCCAGGAAGACCAUCACGCUCACCGUCUACUAUCCACCAGAUGGUUCUCCAUCUUGUUCCAUCUUACCAGCUAAUAACUACAAUGACUUGGGUCUCUUUUGCUCAUGGGUGGGUGGUUACCCUCCGGCGACCGUUCACUGGAGUCCGUUUGUGAGUGUAGACUCAGAGGGCAUCGAUAACGUGACUGUGAUUCAGCCCGGACCCGUUACUACUAACAACUCUGUGUUCACCUGCUUUGGUUCACAUGUCGCAGUGAACGCUCCACAGCGCUGUACCGCCAAGACGUGGCUUCCGUACGGUGAACCCCAGUGUUUUGCAUAUGCGACUCGUAACAACGAGUACCUGAUGCUGUCCUGCUCCUGGGAGGGCGGCUUCCCUCGCGCCCUUCUCUGGUGGGUUUCCAGUUCAGAGGGCAAGCAGGGUACAUCUGAGGAGAACUCCAACAUCCUGGUCCUGCGCUCCAGUGCCACCUACAGUGGGAAAGCGUUUGUGUGCCAUGCAAAGCAUCCGCUGGCUAAAGAGACCAAGCAGUGCGUGUUGAGACUGGAGGCGCCGGUGUUGAUGACUCAGCGCAGUGUGGUUUCAGUCUACGAGGGAAACGACAUCCAGCUCACCUGCAUCCUGAGCAAGAACUACCCGGCGGUGACAGAAAUCACCUGGUACAAUAACAUGAAACAGAAGGUGGGUGACACACCCCAAAAGUACGUCCUUCAGCAAGCUGCAGCCUGGUCCAACCUGACCGUGCGAGAGACGGAUGGCACAGUGGACAGCGGGCAGUACUGGUGUUCGGCUACCAAUGCUGUCGGAGGAGCCGAGAUCCCCAUCUUACUGCUGGUGAUGAGGUACCCAGUGCCGCCGAACGUCACCAUCAGUAAGAUCUUAUACAGCAGCCGUCGGAGGACAGACGUAACGGUGGAAUGGCUGGUUCAGACAGACGCCGACCUCACUGGGUUUUUCAUCGAGCGCCAAAGUCGUCCUUUGCCACUUUGGCAGAAAGUAGUACCCGAUCUGGAUCCCAGCACCCGGAGCUACCAGAUCACCGAUUUGAAUCCCACUGGCAUGAAUGAAUUCCGCGUCACGGCUGUAAAUCACCGCACAGUUGGACACCCUUCUGAGAGCAGAAGUCCAGCUCUCCCGGGCUUUAAUGCUUAUCCUGCAGUUAUUGGAGCUGCUGUUGGAGGGAUGCUCAUCGCGACGAUAAUCACCAUACUGCUCUUCAUGUACGUGGUGCGGAAUCGUAAUAAUAACCCACGACUUCAUGAUUUGAUAUUUGGCCGGCAAAACAGCCAGUCCAGAGAAAAUAUCAGCUCCCCUGAGGACGAAGCUGUCGAAGGAGCAGAAGGAGCUGAAGUUGGAGGAGAAAGUUCAGGACCAUCUGUGGUGCUGCCACGACCCACUGCAACCCCAACCAACCUGCCUCCAGGAGAUGAACCAGUCAACGUCACCAUUACAGUCAUGGCCUCAAACUAGACCUGGUACAAACCAGUAAACCAACUAAAGAACCAUGACAUAAAGAGUCAGUUCAGCUAAAAUCUAGUCUAGGGUUUAAAGAUUAAUGGUGGAUCAGUAACGUGUUUUAUGUUUCCAUGAUCAGCUAACAAGCUUCAUAUAUUUCUACUUUCAAAGACACUUGGUUCUAAGUUUUGUUUCUUUUGUACAAUGUAUAAUAACAAUAAACGUCUUCACCUCACACUACACUCGUAAGAGACACAAAUGGGCGAAAGUAUGUGGACACCCCCUCUAAUUAUUGAGUUCAGGUGUUUCAGCCACACCCAUCGGUAACAGAAGUAGUUUAUUUAUUUAUUUAUUUAAAUGUUUUACACCGUGUUUACACUAUCAGUCUAUAGUCUUGUCAAGCUUUGUUUUAGCGUGUUGUUUUUAUAUGCGUUCUUUUGGCUAGUUUUUGGUAAAGCUAUACAUUGUCGUUCUGGUAAAGAGGUAUUUGUUAGUCAUAAUGUUAUGCCUGGUCGGUGUAUGUUUACUAAAAUACACACAUACAUGUUGCAUCACAAAUAUUGGAAAACAGGGCCAGUGAUAGCUCAGUGGUUAAGGUACUGGACUAGUAAACAGAAGGUUGCCGGUUCAAGCCUCACCACCACCAAGUUGCCACUGUUGGGUCCCUGAGCAAGGCCCUUAACCCUCAAUUGCUCAUUGUGUAAGUCGCUUUGGAUAAAAGCGUCUGCUAAAUGCUGAAAAUGUAA
Molecule: messenger RNA, 3140 nt
Organism: Trichomycterus rosablanca
Lineage: Eukaryota; Metazoa; Chordata; Actinopteri; Siluriformes; Trichomycteridae
Product: V-set and immunoglobulin domain-containing protein 10-like 2
Exons: 12
Coding region: 1-2409 (802 amino acids)
Molecular function (GO): protein binding
Source: RefSeq, a predicted model, not a curated record